Durio zibethinus is the source of this 919-nucleotide messenger RNA. RefSeq names its product BSD domain-containing protein. Lineage: Eukaryota; Viridiplantae; Streptophyta; Magnoliopsida; Malvales; Malvaceae. The record is from RefSeq and is a predicted model, not a curated record.
AUCAAAGUCGAAGUAGACGAGCCUUUGACCGAUUAAACCUAUUUAAAUUUUUACUCGACUGAACUCUCUGGAAAAGCAUCCCAAGCCGAAAGCUACGACCAGACGACGAUGAAGCUGUCAUCGUGGUUUCACCGCAGUGUCUCAAGGAACAGUAAAAACAAUAAAAACGCAGAACAACUGCAAUCCACCCAUUCUGACCAGAAUCAACAAAACCAAGAAGAAGAAGAAGAAGAAUUGCUUGGAGUAACCCAACAAUUAAUCGAUCAUGUCAAGUCCUUCACUUUAGAAACCUUCAAGAAUUUCCCUCUCCAAGAUAAUGAGGCAGCUAAUUCUAACAGUGAAACCCAAACUUCUUCUAAUGUACGCAAGGAUCUUUCUGAUUGGCAAGAGCGGCAUGCUGUCUUAGUCCUUUCGAAAGUGAAGGAACUUUCACAGCUUAGAUUUAAGCUAUGCCCUCGCCACUUGAAGGAGGACAAAUUUUGGAGGAUAUAUUUCAUGCUUGUCAAGAGCCAUGUGGCUGAUUAUGAGCUUCAUGCUUUGCAACGUGCUAAACUUAAAAAGAUUGCUGUGACGACUGAGAAAACAUCAGAUUUUGGUGCAUAUGAAGUUGAAAUGGCAGAAAGAAAUCAAGCAGCCAGUCUUGCACCAUCAACUCCAUGAUUCCAAUUUGCCUUCCUGGUUCCUGUAGAGGAAGAGCAGGUAUCAGUCCAUUUAGCAGGAAAAAUAGCAUUGUCGAGUAUGCUUAUUUCCAGUGGUAAAAUGAUCAUCUUUGCUGUCAUCUUGAGAGGUGAACUUGCAUUGGACUACAACUGAAGUAAAUUUAAUGGAGAUCAUGGAAUGUACAACAAUUACAUUUGUAUGUUGAAGGAAUCUGAUGAUUCGCUCUGUACAGAGAAAGGGGUGCUAGACACCUUUUUUU